Molecule: messenger RNA, 1128 nt
Organism: Papaver somniferum (opium poppy)
Lineage: Eukaryota; Viridiplantae; Streptophyta; Magnoliopsida; Ranunculales; Papaveraceae
Exons: 3
Coding region: 77-529 (150 amino acids)
Source: RefSeq, a predicted model, not a curated record
CAAUAUUCUUCCCUGAAGUUCUCUGCCUGUUCAAAUUUCUUACGAGCUCUGUUUUUUUUUUCUGGAACCAACAAGAAUGGUGGGUACUUGCAGUCAAUUGCUAGGCAGAAAGAUGGGUGGAUGCAAUGUAGUUAAUAUCGGAUAUCGGUUCAUCUCGGCCGGCACCGAUACACUGAUGGCAGACGCACCAGCGAUGGCACGAUCGAUGCCUUUCCCCCUCUCUCCCUAUUCCCAUGUAUGUGAUCUCCACGAGGAGGGUAAAUGGUACAUACCACUUAUUGUAGGCGUGGCCAUUUUCGUCUUAUUUUGCCUUCUCGUAUACGCCUUGUAUAGGACUACUCGGCCACCAGUACUUGUAGGAGUACCACCAGUCGAUGGCGCUGCAGCAGGAGGUGUUGGAGGCGGGUUAGGAGUACCACCAGUUGGUGGCGCUGCAGCAGGAGGAGGUGUUGGAGGCGAGGUGCAGCUUCCAGAGGUUCAGGCUGUUAGAUGGACACUAGUCGGACAGGGUGAGGACGUAGUUAGAUGAUGCUUAUAUGAUGACCUGUUUAGAGGCCCAACACCAGUCCAGAAGGCUCAACCUCACAAUUUGGAAGUACUCUGUCCUCUUUUGCAAAAUCUAUGUAGUUUUUUCAUCUUUGGGGAUGUCCAAAAUUCGGUGUUUGCCAAUAAGACUAAAUCAUCAUCACUCUUGAGACUCUUAUAUUUUAUGGAUAUGUAAGUUAUUUACUAACUAUCACUUCGGAAAAAAGUCGUCAUUGAACACAAUUUGAUGCAUGUUGGAUGAACUUCUACCGCAAAUUGCAUCUCAGAGAUAACUUGCCUUCCCUGCAUUUCAAUGUAUAACUCUAGUACUCGCAAAUAAGAUCUGAAUUCAACUGUCAUUAUUUGGCAGCAUAUAUGGAAUCAAGUAGUAUACACACUUUUUGCAUUCCUGAGUAUGCGCCUCCAGGACUGAAGCUUCAGCUGUAACUUGCGCCAGGGCUUGUUGGUGGGAGAUUCCAACGAGUCCCUAUGAACAUUCAGUGAGACGAAGAACUAUUAGAGUAAAUAGCUUACCAUAAUCUCCUUCAGUAUACUCUGGUGAGCCAUGCCAAAGAAGUAACACAAACAGCAAAUCAAAACACA